Messenger RNA from Paramecium primaurelia, 3230 nucleotides. NCBI's taxonomy places the organism in Eukaryota, Ciliophora, Oligohymenophorea, Peniculida, Parameciidae. The record is from the annotation of a GenBank genome assembly.
AUGAGUGGAAGAUCAAUUAAGUGUUCAUAAAGUAGUUAAAGAAAAAACAAAACAGAACCUGAUAAAUUGAGUAGAUUUCAUUCUAGUGAUAUGAGAGGUACUUUGAAUGUUUUUAUUUAGGACCAUUUAAGUAUGAACCCUUAUAAAAUAUUUCUCAUCCUAUACAACCUGAUGAUGAUGUAUCUGUUAGAGAUCCAACUUUAAGGACUGUAGAUAAAUCAAGACUAUCACAAAUCUAAUCUUAAAAUAACUCUAAUCAAAUGGUUAGUCUACAAUCAAAGACUCCAUUUAGUGAAUAAGAUGAAAGUCCUUUUAUGUUGACAUUUCCAUAAAGAUAAUAAGAAACCACAAGAAAAAGAAGCAAAAGCAAAUUAAUUCUUUAUUUUAUAGAAAGAAUUAGAAAGAGAUUUAAAAUAGAUAGUAAAGCUAAAUAAUUUUAGUAUUUAUUUGAUUAAGAAAACAAUUCAAAAGAUUAUAAUUGUACAUAUUAUAAACUUAUAUAGAGGGACUUUGUUGCCUUCAUCAUGGCUAUUAUAAAGUUGGAAUUUGAUAUUUUAUAUAAUUUAACAUUUGAUGAUAGUAUAUGUACCUUUAUCAACAGCUUAAAUUAUAAGAGAUUUGAAUUACAUCUUUUUAUUAUUUAAAUUUAUUGAUGUUGGAAUGCAAUUAUGUAGUUCUUUUACAGAAAAUGGUUAAUUCAUUACAAAUUUUAAAUUAAUUUCAAUUAGAUAUAAUAAAUAAUUGUUGUUACAUGAUUCAGUAAUAAAUCUUAAAUUAUAAAUUAGAUCACAAUUAUAGGAUUAAUAUUCUUAAAUACUUUAGCAUAAAAUUUUAAAUUCUAUGUACUUACAGCAGUUCUUUUAAGUUUAAUAAAACGAUUUUAUGAAAUUGAAAUACACUUAAAAUUUGAAUUCAAUUUAUUUCAUCCUAUAAUAUUAGUGAUUAAUUCAUUAAUUAAAAUGAUUCUAAUUUUCCAUGUGAUCACUUGUUAUCAAUAUGGAUUAUUCAAUUAGUAUCAUGAAUAAUUUUCAACAUACUUAUCUGCUUUAAAUGUGAUUAUAUCAAUAUAUGCAUUCAAUUCUAAUUAUGUACCUACUGAAUAGGAUGAAUUAAUAUUUAAUAGUUUAAUUAAUUUUAGUUCAAUUAUUAUGUUUGCUUACUUUUUAACUUAAUUUGUGUAUUUAUUUAAGAGCAAUAGAAUAUCAGAAUAACUUAGUGAAUUCUUAGCUAUAAAUAAAUUAGAUUCCAAUUUAAAAUUCAAAAUUACUAAUCAUAUAUUUAAUUAACCAAAAUUUUAUCAUAAUUAAUUCGUAUCCAAAUUAUCUGGAUAAUUAUUAUAAGAAUUUAAUUACAUUUAAAGAUCUUAAUUACUUACUAAAUAUUUUAAAUUCUAUAAUCAACAUACUAUAAAUACACUUAUUAAUUAUUGUGAAGAUAUGAUUUGUUAACCUAAUUAAGUAAUAGUUAAUGAAUCUGAAUAUGAUGAUUGUUCCUUAUAUUUUAUUCUUGAAGGUAAUUUUAAAGUAGUCAAUAAAAUGGGAGUUUAAUUAUAAAUCUUAGGAGUAUUUUCAAUUUAUUAUUAUUAUAGUCAACAUAAACUUUUGGUGAAAUCUCUUUUUAUACUCAAUUACCCAGAUCUGCAACAGUAAUAAGUGAAGGAGUUUGUAGACUCUUAAGAAUUAGAAGAGAAAUCUUCCUUAAAUUAUUAACAUUUAGUGAUAAAGUAUUAAAAUCAAUCUUAUCUAUUAAGCAAUAUUUCUAUAAUGUUAGAGAUCGUAUAUUGAUUCAUAAGGAUUUACCAUGUUUAUGUUUCUGUUGUCAAUCAAGUGAUCAUCUUAUGACUAAAUGUCCUUUAUUGACCUUUAGACCAGAUAAAGAGAAAGUGAUUAAAACUUAUAUUUACCCUGUUAGGAAUCUUAGAAAAUAAUGUAAUAAAUACUAUAUAUUUUUAUUUAGAUCCUAGAAGAUAAAAUAAAGAAAUGAAAGCUUUUGAUUUCUUAAAAGAUGCAGAGGCUAAUCAAGAUUACUUAUUGUAAUUGUAUUCAGAUAACCAUUUUCAAUCAUCCAAUCAAUUUAGUUAAUCAAAUCUACCAUAUGAUGAUGUAUAUAUUAAAGAAUCUUAUGCUUCUGCUUAGAGUUUUAGUAGAGUAAGCAGGGAGAAAUCGUUGUUAAAGAGUACAUCAUUAUUAAAGGAAAAAUCUAUAUAUGAAUAAUAAUAAUCUUUGAUGAAUGAUGUGUAAAAGUAUAUCUUAAAUAUCUUUAAGAUUUUUGGAAACUGCAGACAAUCAAUAUAUUGUACAUUAAGGUGAAUUGGAUGAUGAUAAAUUUGUUAGUUUAUUGAGAAAAGAUUAAUAAAAGAAUACAUUUGCUACUGCUGGCUUUGGUAAUCCAGGUCAACAAUCAAUUAAAGAUCAAAAAUCAUUGAAUGUUAUUAUAGAAAAUGAAAGUUCAGAAAAUUCACCUUCUUUAGAGAAUGUAUUAGAAUAAGGCAAUUAACCUUAAAGAUUUAAAGAUCCUAAAUUAACUUUCAAUUAUAAUUUUGAUAAUUAGAUGAGUGAAUUAUAGACUAAAUACUAAUAAUAUUAGAGGAAUGCUUCAGAAUCUUUUAAUAAUUCUGUUCUUAGACAAGAAAAUAAAUAAAAUUCAAUCAGAUAAAAUUCUUCAAGAUCUCAAACUUAUAGUCCUAUUACUUCUAAUAAUAUUACUGCUAAUUCACAUCGUUCUUAAAUCAAAUAAAAUGAAAACACUCAAACUCCUUCAGGAAAACCUAGAAGAUCUACAAAUUCCAAUUAUACUGUUAGAUCAAUCUCUGGAAUCAAUAGGUAAUAUACUGAUAGUCCAGAAUUGUAAAGUAGAAAGGGAACUAACAGAAAAAAAUCAACUAGAACUGGAACAAAAGUAUCUAUAGCACCUUCUCAAUUUUAACCUUUUAGUGGAUUUGAUGUAAAUAUUUUUAAUAAAUAAAAGAAUCCUAUUGGAGCUGAAUUUGGAGAUAAUGAUUUUGAGAAAUUAUACUUAUUUGAAGUAUAUCUCCCCUAUAAUAAUUAUGAUAUUGUUAUUUACAAGUAAUUAUUUAUAAUAAUGAUUUUAGAUUUAAUUAAUACAAUAAAUAAAAAAGACUAAAGAAAUUAUCUAAAUACUUUUUAUCCUUUUAAUUAGCUGUAUAAAUUUAGAGAUUGAAAGCAAAGUAAUAGAUUAUUUAUUUAAAAAUUAGAUAAUGUAAAUAAUGA